CUUUUUUACGGGAUGGUCUCUCUUCUUCUCAACAAGACCCCUUGAUGAGCCUUAAGCUUCUUUCGAUUCAUCAGAUCGUCUCCUUUCCUCCGAAUCUCUCACCAUCAACAAACCCUCUAUUCAUCUUCCUCCAAAUCACCAACCGCCUCCUCCUCUCUCCCUCUAUUUAUCUGUUUCGUCCGAUUGCGAUUUUUCGUCUACAUGCAGUUUUGGGGAUAGUGUACGUGCGAUUAAUCCAACACUCUCUUGGUCUCGAUGGAAGGAGAGAUGGAGAUGAUGGCUAAGGUGAAGAGGGAGAAGGUGGUGGCAUGCAUGACUUGUUCUCUCUGCGACAACCUCCUCCGUGACGCCACCACUAUCUCCGAGUGCCUUCACACCUUUUGUAGAAAAUGCAUAUAUGAGAAAAUCACAGAGGAUGAGAUAGAGUGCUGUCCGGUAUGCGAUAUUGACCUCGGGGGUACCCCGCUGGAGAAACUAAGGCCCGACCACAUUUUGCAAGACCUGAGAGCUAAAAUAUUUCCUCUAAAACGAAAAAGAGACAAGGAUCUUGAAAUCACAUUACCUGCAAGGAGGAAAGAGAGGUCUAUCUCGUCUUUGGUGGUGAACACACCUAGGCUUUCAGCACAAACUGGCACAACAGGGAAAAGAACAACAAAGUCUCUCAUGAGAAAAGAUGUACGUGGUAGUAGUGGUUCAUUCACUAAGAGAGGUGUGAAGAAGGAAGAAGAUCAUCAUACAGAGAGCGCAAGCUCCCCUGAAACACUUAAAAAGUUCACUCAGAAGAAAAGGCAGUCGUCAUAUGCAGAGGCUAAUCAGUCCCUAUCUAAUCGAAGAAACAAGGAUGUUGCUGAACCUUGGGAUUCCUUGCAUCUUAUAAAUUUUCUUGUGGAUGUGGCAAACGGCACAAAGCCCUCAUCUAGCUCUCAAGGGUUGGACCCAAACUCUGAGCACGGAAACGCAUCUCACAGUGACGUUCUGGGGAAUAAAACCAAAACAAAGGAUAAUAAACGAAAGUGUAAGCUUGAGGAAGAGAUCACCACUAAUGGUGAUCCUACAACAACGGAAGCUGGUACAGUUAAAAGAACACGAAGGACUCGCCGUAAAAGGUCAUCCGCUUUUGGUGAUCCAAGAACUCCACCACUACCAGAUGCAGAAAGUCUGAAACAGGAGAGGAGGAAUGGUCCGGUUUGGUUCUCACUCGUGGCUUCAAACAAUCAGGAAGGAGAAACAUCACUGCCACAGAUUCCAGCAAACUACUUGAGAAUAAGGGAUGGAAAUAUUCCAGUUUCUUUUAUCCAAAAGUACCUCAUGAGGAAGCUUGAGCUCAAGAGUGAAACUGAGGUAGAGAUAAGAUGUAUGGGAGAACCGGUGAUCCCAACGUUGCAGCUUCACAGCUUAGUGGAGCUAUGGUUGCAGACAACAACUUCUAAACAUGAAAGAGUCACUGCAUCGAUAGGUUCCUCUGCAAAGGAGUUUGUAAUGGUGCUAGUUUAUGCUCGGAAGCUCCCUGAAUGCAACAACUAAAAAGAACUGUUCAAGACUCUUAUGCAGAAGAAAACAAGAUUAGUCAUCUUCUUAAUUGAUUCAGCUCAAGACCGAGAGAGGAAGACGUUAAGUGCAGGAGCAGUCGAAUGUGUUGUCUAGUUUAGUAAUAAAAUUAUAAGUUUUUUUUUCUUUGUGAUCUUAAAAUGAAUGAUUGGUGAGACGGACUUUGUUUGUCUAAAGAAUAUUCAAAAUAGUGUUACAAAGGAGAUUGUGUCCUUUUUGGACGUUUGAAUGUCUUCAUUAGAUAGGAGGAUAAUGUUUGUUGUCAUUUCUAUGAAUAUUUGUUUCAAUUA
Messenger RNA from Brassica oleracea var. oleracea, 1838 nucleotides. Its product is annotated as E3 ubiquitin protein ligase DRIP2. The record is from RefSeq and is a predicted model, not a curated record. The coding region runs from base 256 to 1524 and encodes 422 amino acids. The transcript has 7 exons. Gene Ontology annotation, molecular function: ubiquitin-protein transferase activity. Lineage: Eukaryota; Viridiplantae; Streptophyta; Magnoliopsida; Brassicales; Brassicaceae.